Molecule: messenger RNA, 642 nt
Organism: Phragmites australis (common reed)
Lineage: Eukaryota; Viridiplantae; Streptophyta; Magnoliopsida; Poales; Poaceae
Exons: 4
Coding region: 189-455 (88 amino acids)
Source: RefSeq, a predicted model, not a curated record
CUUUCGUUGCCUUCGUCGCCUUCCCAUCGCCCCUGCCUUGGACUCCGACCAGUGUGAGAAGGGAAAGGGUAGCAGCCGUCGUCUCUUCUUGGGAUCGCACGCCGCGCGCAAGGAGAGGAGGCGAGGUUGCUAGUGAGGAGGGAAGAGAGGAGAGGAGAAGAGGUGGUGGUGGUAGAAGGAGGGGGAGGAUGAGCGAGGAGAGGCCGGUGCCGCGGCGGGAGAGCCCGUGGGGUUUGCCGGAGGGCGACAAGCGGCAGCCCAAGGCGCACCGCUGCAACGACCGCGUCGAGGAUGUCGUCCAGGCUUGCUUUGAAGGGAAUCCAUUCAAGACAGUUCCAGGUCCAUUCAAGCUCUUCUGGCAAUGCAUGCGGUCGAAUCCUGGGGAGGAACCAACCGAACCGUAUACUUACCUGCAGCUGGAUCCUCCAAAAAGGGCGGAAGUCAAGCUGGAGUAAACAGCACGUGAAUCUUCAUCAAGCGUGCCUAAUUUAUUUGAUAGUAGUGAAUUUCUCUUCACCUUUCAAGCAGUUCUUACCUCCUAGGGAUCAUAUGAGCACAAUGCUGCCCUAUGUUUGGAUGUUUAUAAUCUAAUAAAAAACCGAUCUUCAAAGCUGCCUUUUCCAGGCGGUGAACUCCUUGAAA